This is a messenger RNA of Triticum aestivum (bread wheat), 468 nucleotides long. RefSeq names its product histone H3-4-like. Gene Ontology annotation, cellular component: nucleosome. The coding region runs from base 1 to 468 and encodes 155 amino acids. The record is from RefSeq and is a predicted model, not a curated record. Gene Ontology annotation, biological process: steroid biosynthetic process. Gene Ontology annotation, molecular function: protein heterodimerization activity; methyltransferase activity; structural constituent of chromatin. The transcript has 6 exons. NCBI's taxonomy places the organism in Eukaryota, Viridiplantae, Streptophyta, Magnoliopsida, Poales, Poaceae.
AUGGUGAAGGCCAUGGAGCGCCUCGGCCUUGCGCCGGAAGGGAGCGUCAGGGUCUCCGGUCUGAUGGAGACCGCCGGCAAGGGCCUCGUCAAGGGCGGCAGGAUGGCUCGCACUAAGUGUACAGCCCCAAAGUCCACCGGCGGAAAGGCUCCAACGAAGCACCUUAGGGCUUUCUAUGCUGCCGCUCGUAAGACUGCUCCCGCCACUGGAGGAGUGAAGAAGCCACGCCGAUAUCGCCCUGGAACUGUUGCUCUUCGUGAAAUUCGCAAAUAUCAGAAGGGCACAGAGCUACUUAUAAGGAAGCUACCGUUCCAGAGACUUGUCAUGGAGAUUGCCCAAUUUUGCAAGAGUGAUCUACGUUUCCAGAGCCAUGCAGUGCUUGCUUUGCAGGAGGCAGCCGAAGCAUACUUGGUGGGACUGUUUGAAGACACUAAUCUGCGAUUAGCAUUAAACUCAUCUGCUAAUUGA